Molecule: messenger RNA, 939 nt
Organism: Tinamus guttatus (white-throated tinamou)
Lineage: Eukaryota; Metazoa; Chordata; Aves; Tinamiformes; Tinamidae
Gene: NFKBID
Product: NFKB inhibitor delta
Biological process (GO): regulation of gene expression
Cellular component (GO): nucleus
Molecular function (GO): protein binding
Source: RefSeq, a predicted model, not a curated record
AUGCUGCGGGUUCUUGAAAACAGCAAUUGUUUUGAGCUGCCCUGUAAAACUGUUUGCUCCCAGGGUGAUCACGGCUAAGCAAUGAUCAGUGUCUUUAUUUACUGUCUUAGAAUUCUACAUAUUUGUGCAGCUAAAGGUAUGAGGGCGUAUGCGUUGGCAGCUGCAGAACGAAUGAAAGAGAUGCAGAGACUUGAUGCCAAGGAGCACAGAGGAAAGACUCCUCUGCUGGUGGCUGUCACUGCCAGGCAGCCAGCUAUUGUCUACGAUUUGAUCCAGAUAGGAGCAGAUGUUAAUGCUGUAGACAACAAAGGGCAGUCAGCUUUGCACCUCGCUGCAACGUAUGGGUUUGCCCAGGUUCUCCAGGUUAUAUUGUCACUAGGUUUCCCUCUUGAUUUAGAAAUGAAGGAUUUUGAAGGCCAUACCCCGCUGCACUGUGCUGUCCUGGCUCAUAACACGCUGCUGCGGGAGCAGCGGGGUCACUGCUUCACGGUGGAGCAGCAGCAGAGGAAUUUUCAGCACCAGAGCAAAGAGCUGGAGUCCUGUAUCCACCUCCUGGUACAGACAGGAGCCUCCAUCUACAGCCGGGAUGUGAAAAGCAACAAGACGGUUCUUCACUAUACAGUCCAGGAUGGGAACAUCUUUCUGCUCAGAUACUUCUUGGAGCUGAACCCCUUCAAGUCCAAGGAUUUUGUCAACAGCAAGGCUCACGGGAACACAGCUUUGCAUAUGGCAGCUGCACUGCAACAUGACAAGAACCAGAAAGAAAUCAUCCAGUUGCUCCUUGACCACGGGGCAGAUCCGAGCAUCCGAAACUUAGACAACGAUCAGCCAGUCCACAUGGCUCCUUCUGGGAAGGCUGGGGAUCAGAUUAGGCAUUUGCUGAAGAAAGGGAGAGUUGCAUCUGCCUUUGUUUCCUGUCGCCGAAAUGCCAGAUCCUAG